CGUGGCUGAGCCCAUUCCCGUCGUCGAGUUUCCCUGUUUCGUCGGCUUUUUUGGGUUAAAGAAAACGUGCUCAGACGUCACAGUUCCCUUGUUUAGGUCUCUCUCUUUGCCUCCAACUACCGCAGCGGCCGCCCUAACAGGUCCCCUAAAACUACUCCCGUACUUGCUCUCAUUCCUGCUGGAAAGAGGUAUCGAUCGACACUGGUCGAUAUCAAAAAACUUGGGAAACUUCAACCCUUCAGACGAACGACUUCUUUAGCACGAUCUCUACAACUAUCUUGCUAGUAAACGACAGAGAUAUUCGAACGCAUUACGAGUGUUUGACGCCACCAACAACACUACAUCAGCAUUGUCGUCAUCUUCAUCGCCCACAUCAGUCAUGGCAGUCUCAACAGAUCAACCGCCUGCGAAUCCCAUGUUCGCUACUUCAAACUCAUCGCGCCCAACGACCGCCGAGAAGGCGAACCCUAGCCUACCAGUAGAACCAUCACAGAAAUCAUCAUCACGGCCACCGAGCUUUGUCCCGUCGCGUAAAUCGGUUUCGACUUCGCCAGUAGACGGCCCUCGCUUUUCAACAAGCGACAAUGCCGUCGCCGCGCUGGACUUUCAGGGCUCUGUUGACAGCAACAACGACCUACCAAGCUUGGCCACCAUAAAGAAGAUCGAAAACUACCAUGUCCUCGAUCGCGACGGCAAGUCGCAUACCUUCCGGAGUCUCUAUACUGGCAAGCACGUUGCCCGGCGAGUCCUCAUCAUCUUUGUCCGCCACUUCUUCUGUGGUCAAUGCCAGGAAUAUCUCCGAACCCUCUCUGCCUCCAUAACCCCCGACGCCCUCCUCCGGCUUCCUCUCUCGACCUUCAUCGCCGUUGUUGGCUGCGGUAACCCACAGCUUAUCGACAUGUACGCCCAAGCAACCAACUGCCCAUUCCCCAUCUACGCCGAUCCCACCCGCAAGCUAUACCAGGAGCUCGGCAUGGUGCGCACCCUCGCGCUGGGCGAGAAGCCCGCCUACGUAACCAAGCACUUGAUCAAAUCUUCAUUUGAUUCGAUCAUCACAGGCAUCAAACAGAUCCCCAAGGGGCUGGCCAACAAAGCGGGAGACUUCAAGCAGAUUGGCGGCGAGUUCUUGUUCGAACCGGUGGAUAUUCAGAGUCCCAUUAACGCCGUACAAUGGGAGGAUAUGGAAAGGACACUUGAAAGGGCAACAAGGGAGAACAAUGAAGCGGCUGCUGCUGCUGCUGCUGCCGAGAGGAAGAGGGACAGUUCCGGCUCAAGACUGGAACCAGACUCUGACGACAAAGAGACCGGUAAGGGGACAAUAAUGAAGGAGAAGAAGAUCUUUGGCGGCCAAGGACACAGGCCGUCGGAAGCCAGCAUCGAUGGAAAACACGAAGACGACGAAGGCGAGGAGAAAAAAGUGACAUGGUGUCACCGCAUGAAGACAACGAGGGACCAUGUCGAGAUCCCUGAGCUUAUGGAAGUGCUGGGGCUUGAUGGGCAAGGGGAACCCAUCAAGGACUCCAGGAGGUGGUCCAAGGCGUUGGAAACAAGAAAGGGAACUGGGUUUAGCAUGGCGCGUAGGAUGAACACUAUGAAGGCAGAGGCGGGAGCGUAGGAAGGCUCUAUGUGUUCGCCGUUUGGAAGAAAAAGAAGUAAAAGGAAGAUGAGGGAGGGUCUAGCAUCAUCGGGGAUGACAGGACCAUGAUGACGAGAAAGGAGUUGAUUGGUAUAGGAAUCUCAGAAAGGCAUGAGAAAGGAGAGCAAGCGGGUGAAGACCUACUUGACCUGGCAUGGUGCAUUUUGUUUUGUUUUAUUCUCUUUGCUCAACUAUUCCCACACGGCAUGGCGGCUUGUUUUAUGUUCCCUUUUGUUUACAAGCAUGAUAUUUGAAUCAGAUUGAUACCACCCCGUUAAGGUUCAUGGAUACUUGCUCGAUCGACUGUCCGUUUCCGUUUUGUCUUGGUCAUUAUCGAACCAUUACCACGUUAGCCUCUGUCAAGCUCAGGGGGUUGUCGGGUGUGGACAGGCGGCCUGACACUCGCCUUCAACUCUUCAUUCUCUUCUGAGUGUCUCUUAGCUCGAUGAAUCGAUGUGAUUUCCAAGCCAGAGAACUACACUUGGCUAGAUUCAGUCAUCUAGUCUAACCCUGUUCUUCAGAAACCAGCCCCCGCCGGUUGGUUUUUCUUCCUACAUACUGCCUUGAACAGCCUACCGGCGAUAGUAUGUAUCAACAUGGUCAGUCACACGAAAUCAAACGUUCCUGGCUGAGACAACCCUUCGGAAUAGAUUUUGUGUUACGCCAGAUACUCUACCUCAGGAUCUUCACCCCGCUUCUUGUGUUACGGGUUAUUCAUUCAUUCACCUCCCUGUUGGUUCAUACUCCGUAACUCCGCUUUUUGUGUUCCGAAAUCUUCUUUCCAAGUCCAGAAAGGAACAUUCAAGCUUUGUAUGUAUGUAUGUAUGUAGGUAGGGAACCGGAUUCAUGAGCGACCUAUUCACUAUUCUCUCCGUGAUAGGUGUAGUUUCCUGAACCGAAAAAGGCAACAUACAGUAG
Molecule: messenger RNA, 2554 nt
Organism: Neurospora crassa OR74A
Lineage: Eukaryota; Fungi; Ascomycota; Sordariomycetes; Sordariales; Sordariaceae
Exons: 2
Coding region: 380-1615 (411 amino acids)
Source: RefSeq, a predicted model, not a curated record